AUGAUUGCCUUCUCCACCGUGGCAGAUGGAAUAUCGCACUCUGGCAAGACCAUUCUGACAUCAGGUGGCGCCGCCGCCAGUGCAGCAGUCGGACACAAGUACGGUCAGGAAGCUGGUAGUAUCACUAGUAAUCUUGCUGGUGGCGUCAAGAAUGUUGGGCUCGUCUACAUAGAUGUUACAGGCGUGAGCAGACGGGCUAUCAUCAAGUCUGUAGCCAAGGGCAUGGUUGUCGGCAAGGUCAGAGAUAAGAAUGGCAAGGAGCAGACCGUCAUGGUCGGAGGGGGUGAUGGUGGCACAGUCCAGCCUAGCGAUCUGAAUCCUCAGUAUGGCACCAGCAACACUGGUGUUGGCCCUAGUAUUUCGAAUGCCGGGCCAGCGGGUCAAAUCUCGUUUGGUGGUCCGCCUCCCACGUAUCGCACUGGCGUUGGUGAGUCGAUUGAGGGUCAGCCCGCGUACUACCCGCAGGAAAAGAGGUGA
This is a messenger RNA of Plenodomus lingam JN3, 477 nucleotides long. The record is from RefSeq and is a predicted model, not a curated record. Lineage: Eukaryota; Fungi; Ascomycota; Dothideomycetes; Pleosporales; Leptosphaeriaceae.